Molecule: messenger RNA, 8578 nt
Organism: Schistocerca gregaria
Lineage: Eukaryota; Metazoa; Arthropoda; Insecta; Orthoptera; Acrididae
Product: insulin receptor-related protein-like
Exons: 17
Coding region: 2196-6419 (1407 amino acids)
Biological process (GO): multicellular organism development; glucose homeostasis; protein phosphorylation
Cellular component (GO): insulin receptor complex; membrane; axon
Molecular function (GO): insulin receptor substrate binding; ATP binding; insulin receptor activity
Source: RefSeq, a predicted model, not a curated record
AGUCUUCUUUUAUCGCGGCCACGGCUCACACACGCCCGCAGCUGCCGAGCAGUUUCCCGUCUGUCGGCAAGGUACGCCAUACGCUUACGUCAUACACCUAACAGCAGGCUACAGCGACGGCGCUUCCAACCUCUUCCUGGGGGCGACCGUAAUGAUCAACGCGAUGUGAUGAAGUCAUCGCCAGAGAGGAAGGAAACACAUCUACACGCAGCGAGAACGUGUUAACAUCGUACACUGCGCUCCCGAGUACGUCUUACCCGUUGUCCCUACAGUACUGGUGCAGUUUGUGUGUUAUGUGGGAUCCAGGCGGCUGUGAUUCACAAGGGCCUCUCGGCUUACGCUGUGUGGUUAGCGACACGACAGCUCUACUGCUACCGAGUCUGAUUUCAUAGUUACUCCUAUGACUUUUUUGACACUGCCUCGCUCCAACUGAAUGGGACAUUACAGAGAAAAAAUCAACUUAAAACAGACAGAUAGCUAAGCAGAUAAGAGAUACCACUUCCUUUCUAGUCAGUCGACCUCAGAAAACGAAACGUACCUUUCAAGUUUAAAAUACUUAUUCCAUAAACUAAAGAUUUCCUAACUGAGGUAAUAGCUGAUCGUUGACUGUUGGCGGGUAGUGUAGCGUGUGUUGGAAGGCUGUGACAGUGCCAGGCGUACUGAAUAUUAAUGGUCCUAAGAGUGAAAAUACUCCCGACUAAUUAGCCACGCCAUUAAUGCUCUCCAUUUGCAUUUUGUUUUUGUGCGUAGCUGCUUGGGAAAGAUCUCCGGCGAGGAGAUUCAGCGAGAUCAGUACUCGCCCAACGCCUUGAGCUCAGCCAAGGUGCUAUUCAGUGCGGGUGGAAGUGUUUGGAAAGGUCGGAUUGAAAUUUUAAGUAGCAGAAUAGCUUACUAUAGGUAUUUGGCUGUGAAGCUGACCGACGAAAAUUAGCUAAAGUACACUGUAUUGUUGCCUUAACUAAAUUUCACUGUGCCAUAAAAUUUCCAUCUGCUUUCAUUCAAAGUAUGCGUGUGAUUCUGGUGUAGGGAACCAUUGGAAGUAGUGUUUCGUUGUCGUAAAGUAGAUGGCGUAGAAUUAAUUAUCAGUGACUGUGUAAUUCAAAUACGCUAUACGGUAACGCUAGUAAUCGAAACAUGUUUAACAUCGACGUUUCAUGAAGGAGACUUUAGGACUGGGAAGUACUCUCUUGGUUUCAAAAUAGAACAGUGUUUAUAUUAUUUUUUAUUCUUUUAAGGCGUGUGAUAUGCGCCAUAUUGUGCGAACGUGUUAAUACUGAAAUGUAACAAAAAAAACGCGAAAUCUGAGGAAAGAAUACUAUCGGUAGUUAGGGGCUACACAUAUAUGUACCUGGGCCAGGACAAAGAAAAAGAACUCCAAGUAUUGGUGACAGUCAGAUUCUCAAUUUUUUUUUAAACUUGAAAAGACACGUGUGAACCUGGUGUAGAGAGUACGUUAAACAUACAUUUCUAGAUCUUUUAUGGACUCUUCUAUCGUAAGGCAGAAAAUCUAGGCAUUUGCAAUAGUAAUCCACGCUUGUGAAGCGUUACAGGUAAAUGGGCUACCAUUGUCGUUUCCUUAAGGACACUAGUUGCAGUUCAAAGAGAGAGACAUUUCCAGUGUCCCGGUGACGAAUGAGCGAUCAUAAGAAAACACUCGAGAGUUAUCACGCUUAUCGAAAACAGGUUGCCCAUAUUAAAAUUACAACUGUCUCUUUCUAGACGGUAGGGCAGUACAUAUUUCCGUUUUUCUUGGAGAGGUGUUCCAUCAUAAGACGACAAAUUCCAGGCGGUUCCAGGCUUUGGCAGUAACUACUGUAACUUGUGAAAAGAACUACCCUGUUUUGUAAAAGUGGGGCAAAAUUGGCGUUUCGUCAAGGAUACCAUCAGGGAUAAAAGGUAUUUUCAGUGCCAUUGUAGGACAAGCAUUACGAGAAAACCUCUGGAGGCUGUCACGACUAACGAAAGCGCGUAAAAUUAAAUCUAGUUGUAUACUUGUAAAUUAUCUCUUGUCACGUCCUAAGCGACACGUGACACCCGAAAGAAAAGAAACAGUCUUGACAGAUCAAACCCACGUAUAGCUACAACUUUCACUUGGGACAGCCCUGGCCAUACUCGUUAGGGACGUAGUGACCUACCGACGGCGAGGGUGAGUUCUUUACCAGUCGCUUAUUCCUCGCCCAGCUAGAAGUGCGACCAUGGGGAGGGACUGUAGCGCGUGCCUAGUGCGUCAGACAAGCUGGGCGAUGCUUGUGGUGGGGGUGGUGGUGCUGCUGCGGGCGGGCGCCACCCCGGAGCCUCCGCCCCCGCCGCCUCCGACGCCGCCACCGACGCCGGCCCCGACGCUGCCCGCGCCGCUGACCAACCACACGGGCAUCUGCGGCAGCGUGGACGCGCGCAACAACGUCACCGAACUGAAGCGCAAGCUGCAGGGCUGCCGCGUCAUCGAGGGAUUCCUGCACGUCGUGCUUAUGGACAACACCAACGAGACCAGCUUCCUCAACGUCAGCUUCCCCGAGCUUCGGGAGAUCACCAGCUACCUGCUGGUGCACCGCGUCAAGGGCCUGCAGUCGCUGGGCGCGCUGUUCCCCAACCUGGCGGUGAUCCGCGGGCAGGUGCUCUGGGUGGACCACGGCUACAUCCGCUACUCGCUCAUGAUCUACCAGCUGGAGGACCUCAAGGAGGUGGCGCUCGCCUCGCUGACCAGCGUGCUGCGGGGCGCCGUGCGCAUCGGCAAGGUGCCCCAGCUGUGCUACGCCCACACCGUCGACUGGGAGGCCAUCGUCGCCUCCAAGGAGAUCUACAUAGACGCCCCGGAGUGCGGGCCGGAGCGCGAGCCGUGCCCCGAGUCGAGCUGCAACUCCACGCGCUGCUGGGGCCCGCGGCUGUGCCAGCGCGCGGGUGAGCCGCGCUGGUGCGACCACAGCGGCGCCUGCAGGCGCUGCCACCCGCAGUGCCUCGGCGGCUGCGACGGCCCGGGCCCGGACGCCUGCUUCGCCUGCCGCGGGGUGCUGCACGACGGGCGCUGCGUCCCCUCCUGUCCCAGCACCGGGGAGCUGCGCUUCGAGUUCAUCGGGCGGCGCUGCGUGUCUGAGGAGCAGUGCCGGCGCGAGCCGCUGCCGCCGGGUGGCAACAAGGUGCCCGGCAUCACGUGGAUCCCGUUCCAGGGCCGCUGCCGCCUGGAGUGCCCGGAGGACCACCAGAUGGUGGGGGCGCCCAGCGGCUACGCCGUCUGCGUGCCCUGCCGCGGCCGCUGUCGCAAGGUGUGUGGGGACGGCCGUGAGAGCGUGGUGCGCACGCUGGCCGACAUGGACAAGUUCCGGCAGUGCACGCACGUCGACGGCUCGCUCACCUUCAUCCUGUCCGACGACGAACACGACCUGUCCGAGGAGCUGCCCAGCCGCUUCGGGCUCAUCCAGGAGAUCAACGGACACCUCAAGGUGACGCGCUCGUUCGGGCUGCGCUCGCUGGACUUCCUGCGCAACCUGCGGGUGAUCCACGGCGGCGACUCGGCGGACAAGCCGGCGCUGGUGGUGAUGAGCAACGACAACCUGCAGGCGCUGUGGGACUGGGGCCGCCGGGGGCCCGACCCCGAGUUCAGCAUCCGGCGCGGCGGCCUGCUCUUCCACGACAACCCACGGCUCUGCCUCGCCGAGAUAGAGCGGCUGCGGGACGUCGCCCAGAUGGACGACUUCACCGUCCACGACGUGUCCCCCGUGUCAAACGGCUACCUGGCGUCCUGCGGCCGGGUCUCGUUCGACGCAGAAGCCCGCCCACUCAACGAGACGGCGGCUGAGGUGCGCUGGGACAGGGGCGGCGUCACGGAGCGCCUGCCGGGCGUCAUCGGCUACGUGCUGCACUACAGCGUGGCCAGCGACGCCGGGGGCGCCGGCUCUGCGGUGCAGCAGAACACCGACGAGUGCCACACAGACGGCUGGAAGAUGGAGUUCGCCAUGCUGCCGCUGCGGGAGCGGCGCGCCGUGCUGUCGGGGCUGCGGCCGCACACGCGCUACGAGUUCUACGUGCGCGCCUACUUCUCGGACAGCGUGCGCGACGGGAGUCGAAGCGCGGUCCGCCACUUCAGCACCCCCGCCGGGCGGCCGUCGGCGCCGAGGCGGCUGCGCGCGCUCGCGGCGCCAGGGCUGCCAACUGCCGAGGGCGUGGCCCUGCGCUGGCAGCCGCCGCUCCAUCCCAGGGGCGACAUCCUGGAGUACGUGGUGCGUGUGCGUGCGCUGCCGGAAGGCGACCUCUGGGGGCGGGACUACUGUGUGCGGCCGCCACAGCCCAGCCUUGAUGACCACAACAUCGACGAAGGCGGCGACGAGACCACAACCGCUGUGGCUGCCUCGACAGCCACCGAGCCGACGCGGCGUGAAGAUGGUCGCCGCUGCUGCAGCUGCGAGACCCCGCGCCGGCGCUGCAGCCUGGACCUGUACUCGCGGUACUCGCAGAGCCGCCUGCUGGACUGGCGCGUAGAGCCCGACGACCUGGACGAGCUGGACAGCCCGGCCGAGGCUGACGAGGCGAGCUGCCUGUCCGCGGGCUUCCACCGGCUGCUGCACGACGACCUGCUGCCGCGCGCCGCCGCCACGGCGCUGGCGGGCGUCGCUGCGGGCGACGCGGGCGCCCCAAUCGUGGAUACUGAUGCGGACGUGGGACCCGCCUCGGACGAUACAGAGGCGGUGCGCGUGCCCGCGGGCAACUUCAGCGCGGAGCUGCGCGGCCUGUCCCACUACUCGCGCUACGUGGCCCGCGUGGAGGCGUGCAACGACGGCGGCCGCUGCAGCCCGGCUGCGCUCAUCACCUUCAGGACAGCAGCACGGAGGGAAGCAGACGCCGUCGAGGACGCCCAAGUGGUGUCUGCCUCGUGGGAGGAGGUGCGCCUCCAGUGGCGCGGACCGGCAGCCCCCAACGGGGCGCUGCUGGCCUACAACGUGGAGUGGGGCCGUGGGGACCAGCGUGUUGGCCACCAGUGCCAGCCUGUGAUGGUCAGCGGCAACCAGUCCGCAGCGUGGGAGGAGUACACGCUGAAAGGCCUGCGACCAGGGGAGUUCUGGGUGCGCGUCGCUUCCAUCACGCUGGCUGGCCUGGGCCCCUACUGCGACCACAUUCCGUUUACAGUGCCACCCCCGGCAGCGGAUAAAUCCGGCAACGGUGCAGGUAUUGGUGGUGGGGGUUCAGGUGACGGAGGUGGGAACUACAGGGAGGAUGGGCCUGGGGGCAGAGCAGGCGCAAGUGGCGGCUCGGACUCAGCGUCAAACACGACUCGCACUGCACUGACUGCGGUAGGGGUGGCGGCGGCGCUGCUGGCAGUGGGGGCGGGGGCCACACUGCUGCUGUGGUGGCGCUGCCUGGCCGCCAGGAGGGACGUGCUGCUCGCCACCGUCAACCCGGAGUACAUCAGCCUCGCCAAGUACGUGCCGGACGAGUGGGAGGUGUCGCGCGACAAGGUGACGCUGGUGCGCGAGCUGGCCACCGGCUCCUUCGGCAAGGUGUACGAGGGCGUGCUGAUGCCGUGCGGCGAGCGCUGCGCCGUGAAGACGGUGAGCGAGCGCGCCACGGCCCGCGAGCGGCUCGAGUUCCUGCACGAGGCGAACGUCAUGAAGAGGUUCACCGGCGCGCACCACGUGGUGCGCCUGCUGGGCGUGGUGUCGCGCGGACAGCCGCCGCUCGUCCUCAUGGAGCUGAUGCACCGCGGCGACCUCAAGGGCUUCCUGAGGGCGGCGCGGGAGCCCGCCGGCGAGGAGCGAGCCCUGUUCGGCGGCCACUACCAGGACGGCCUCCCCCUGGGCCGGGUGCUGAGGAUGGCAGCCGAGAUCGCGGACGGCAUGGCCUACCUGGAGGCGGUCAAGUUCGUGCACAGGGACCUGGCGGCGCGCAACUGCAUGGUCGCGCAGGACCUCACUGUCAAGAUUGGAGACUUCGGGAUGACACGGGACGUGUACGAAAAUGACUACUACAGGAAGAGCAACAAGGGCCUGCUGCCCGUGCGCUGGAUGGCGCCGGAGAGCCUGCAUGACGGCGUCUUCAGCUCGCUGUCUGACGUCUGGAGCUAUGGCGUAGUCCUCUGGGAGAUCUCAACGCUGGCUGAGCAGCCCUACCAGGGCCUGUCCAACGAGCAGGUGCUGUCGUACGUGCUGGGCGGCGGCCGGCUGCCGCGGCCCCCGGACGCCGCACCCGCAGUGUGGGCGGUGUGCCAGGCCUGCUGGCAGACGUCGCCUGCGCUGAGGCCCACCUUCUUGCAGCUGGUGCGCUCUCUGGACUCACUGGGUGGCGGUCUGGGCCCAGACUUUGCGGAGGUGUCCUUCUACCACAGCGAGGCUGCCGUGGCACUCGGGGAUGGAGCCGACACUGUGCAGAGGUCUGCACCACCCACCGUGUACGGCUUCCUGCCGCCAGACCUCGACGAGACACUUUUCUGAUCACUGUUAGUUACGUGGAUCCCAUCUAUGUUACGAUAAUGUACCAGCCUCACCCCAUACCAGGGUAUACAUCUACUACAGCGACACUGCCAGAACUGACAUGCGAAGUUCUCUGAUGCUCUUAUUAUAUGGCUACCUGGAUGAGAUGUUCUUCUGGUCACGUUUUGCUACAUAAUCUCCCGUCUGUAUGUGGGUACCAUAGACGUCACCACCAUACGUUUACAAGUGUCCAUUUACACUGGAGGUGUCGCUUCAUUUUUUGACAGAUGCAACACCACUGCUUUGCUCUCUAUGGCUACCUGUCAGAAAAACUUGACAGCCCACUUUUCUGACCACCUCUCGUCACAUCACACCUCUGUGAUGUGUAGGCCUGACUGCAGACAUGUGAGGGGUAUCCAGCUGUCACAAAGAGACCACCACAUUCUAGGGCAGAGUUGACACAGCAGAGAGUUUUUUCCCACGGUUACUUCCAGAAGAUCUGGACAAGACAUUCUUCAAAUCGUCUCUUGUCCUUUCACCACAAUGAGUCUGCUGCAGGACUCUCAGAUGGAACCAACAAAAACAGAGGUCCCAACACCCUCCGCAUAUGGCUACAUACAGAGAGACAUUGAUGAGACAUACUCUGUUCGCCCUUAACCACAUAUCUUUGUCAUGGCUCUGUGGCUCAGUGGCCAGUGCGAGCCUUUCAAUUGGUCGCCACUUCAGCACAUUGCAUGUCCGUAAACUAUCCCAGCUGGGGUACAGGAAUUUACAGUUUAACGCAGAAUUCCAACCACGUUUCGUUUCUGGUGAGUCCUCACGUCACUGACUAGUGAAGGCCAAACACAGACUGGAAAAUCCGAAAUGUGACUAGGAUUAGAUCCCUCGUUCUCACUGUUUCCAGGCAAAUGCUUUACUGCUAGAUCACCAUGUCUGACUAGCAGGAGGUGUAUAAAAGUAGGAUGACAUUAUUAUGGCCAUCUGCCAGUAUCGAAACUAACUGCAUACUGCAGCAUGCACACUGGUUAACUACCUGGCACUGACGCAGCCAGGAAAUGUUAGGUAUCUGUAGGUAUUUCGAGCUGUGCUGUUUACAUUGCUUCCAGCAGCUAUUCAAAUGUUUGUGGUAGAUGCGAUAUUCAUGCACAGAACAAGACUAUCAUACCGGACAGUUCACGGAAGCGAUGACCUAGACGCAAUCUGUGCAUGGGUCUCCUACCACGAUGCUAGGAUACAAACUAUCAUAAACUUUAUUCCUCACUCUCAUUUUUCAGUUAUUUUCAUAAAGUACUGUGAGUAAUGCGCCUUUCAUUUUAGUAUUAUUUAACUUGUCUGUAUUAUUUUCUUGUGGUUUAUGUGAAAUACAACAUUAAUCAAAAUAUUUGUUGCUUUUAGAAGCGUACAUUUAUCAAUAAAUUGCAAAAAAAAUGCAUUUUGAGGUUCAAACAUUGGUGCUAGUACAUAUCCAGAAAUAUUUUUGUACUUAAGAAGCAUGCAUUCAUUUGCAAAAAGAUUGAUGUGCAAUUUUACCUAACUGUAUUAUUUACAAUGAUCGUGUAUGUGAUAAUUGUGUAUUAUAAGUGUCAAUAUUUUUUAAGUACUGAAGACACAAAACUAUAAAUUUAAUUAUUUUUCCUGUAUCAAACUUAGUAAAACUUAUUUUUUACUCGCAAAUUAAUGGUCUAGAUGCACUAAGAAAUACGUGUGAUACUUGUGACUCAUAUCAUAAAAUAAUCAUUUGUUGUAGCUAUCAUAGAAUAAUAAAUAUAUUUCUCUAUCUAUGUACCUGUUUUAAGAAGAACUGUGUAAUAGCACAUAUAUAAAUUUGUUGAUUGGAGAGGAAAAGAUACUUUUCAGUUGAUGUCAGCAAUGACAAGAAACGCAACUUGUCAAUCAUAGACAAUUUAUUCGACUAUUUCACGACUUUUUUUCUUCACUCGAGCUAUAUUUCCUAUAGAAAAAUAGCUAUAUUUCUAACUUGUCAAAUAGUCAUUCCGCAUAAUGUAAAACAUUAUAUGUUGCAAAUUUACGUUUAUUGUCUCGUAGGAGAGCAAACAUGUGUGAUAUAACUAAUGUGAUAACGUACCUGUAACGGCUGUGAAAAUGCAAUUGUAACCUGCAAAUCAAGUCAAUAAAGUGAAUGAGUAAAAUAAAUAAAUAAGAAUAAAGACUGAAACGAC